ACCGCAUCAGCGAAGGCGGCCGUAAAACUCGAGGCCGCUCCCAAGCCCGCAGCGACCGCCGCGGUGACGCCGCCGCCGCAGAUUGUGGAGGAUGGGACCCCGCGCCAGCAGUGGGCGUUCGUGCGGAAGGUGUACGUUGUCAUCUUCCUGCAGUACUGGCUUGCGGGUGGCAUCGUCGCCGUCACCUGCUACGUGCCCGCCGUCCCGCGCUUCUUCAAGUCCCCCCACGUCGCCGUCUAUUUCGCCUUCAUCGCCAUCGUCGUCGCCCCUUCAUCGCGUUAUGGCCGAUGAUCAAGUACAGGGAGAAGCACCCGGUGAAUCUGCUGCUGCUUUGCCUCGUCAGGUUCUGCUUCAGCCUCUGCAUCGGCAUCCUGACCUCCGUCUUCAUCCCAAUUGGUAUCGCGGUUUUGCAAUCUAUGAUUCUUACAGAAGUUGCUAUGAUUAACCUCAUCAUCUACACAUUCUGGGCAGCCCUAAGACACUACAAAGUCACCUUCCUGCUCCCCUUCCUGAUCAACCAUCUCCUCAUAUUUGUGGUCUACCUGACCAUUCAGGUCAAUUGUCCUCUGGGAAGCGCCAACAUGACCGCAGUCGGUUGCUGUGUCACCAUGUUGUUCGUUCUCUUCAUCAUCCAUGACAUGGACCUGCUGAUCAAGCGUCACAAAUACAAGGAGCACAUCUUUGCUGCAAUAUCACUAUACCCGGACCUCAUCAACCUGGUCGUUUCUUUUCUGUUAUCACCCAGUAAAUGAUUGUGCAUCGAAUAGUUGUACAAAUGUAGCAAAUGGUUUUACAUAAUCUUACUAUUAUACCCUCAAGGUAUAUUGGACGAAAUGGAUCUGCAUAGGGCGGUCCUAGUUGGUGGGCAACUGCAGCUGACUUUAGUGGAGAACUGGAGAUUAUAAACAGUUAAACACUACUACUAGUGGUUAAGUGCUGCUA
Messenger RNA from Panicum virgatum (switchgrass), 942 nucleotides. Its product is annotated as protein LIFEGUARD 2-like. Bases 288 to 752 code for a protein of 154 amino acids. The transcript has 4 exons. The record is from RefSeq and is a predicted model, not a curated record. NCBI's taxonomy places the organism in Eukaryota, Viridiplantae, Streptophyta, Magnoliopsida, Poales, Poaceae. Gene Ontology annotation, cellular component: membrane.